This is a messenger RNA of Lampris incognitus (smalleye Pacific opah), 3009 nucleotides long. Its product is annotated as methionine aminopeptidase 2-like. The transcript has 11 exons. The record is from RefSeq and is a predicted model, not a curated record. Gene Ontology annotation, molecular function: metalloaminopeptidase activity. Lineage: Eukaryota; Metazoa; Chordata; Actinopteri; Lampriformes; Lampridae. Gene Ontology annotation, biological process: proteolysis. The coding region runs from base 25 to 1437 and encodes 470 amino acids.
CACUUGGUCUCUCGGUCGUGGAUCAUGGCGGAGCUACAGCGCCAAGUGGAGCCGCAACUCCUCAAUGGGGACGAGCUGAACGAGGGGAGGGAGGACGCAGACGUGUCAGAGUCAGUCAAGAAAAAGAGGAGGAAAAAGAAGAGGAACAAGGCUGCCGCGGCAGCAGGGACGAACGGGGCCGAGGGGGAUGGAGAGGCCGGAGGUGUUGGCGAGGUGACGAAACAGUUGGAGCAGCAAGUUUUGGAGGAGGAUGCAGAAGAAGAUGGAGACGAGGGAGAGGUCUCUGCGGGGAAAAAGAAAAAGAAGAAAAAGAAGAAGAAAGGAUUGAAGGGACAGACUGACCCUCCCUCAAUCCCUAUUUGUGAGCUCUAUCCCAGCGGAGACUUUCCAAAGGGAGAGGAGUGCGAGUACCCCCCCUCCAAAGACGGGCGCAGCGCAGCAUGGCGGACCACCAGCGAAGAGAAGCGCGUGCUGGACAAGGCCAACGAGGAGAUGUGGAGUGAUUUCCGGCAGGCGGCUGAGGCUCACCGGCAGGUGCGGGCUUACACCCGGAGCUGGAUCAAACCUGGGAUGACAAUGAUCGAAAUCUGCGAGAGGCUGGAGGACUGCUCCCGGACGCUGAUCAAAGAGAAUGGGCUGAAUUCGGGUCUGGCCUUCCCCACCGGCUGCUCCAUCAACCACUGUGCGGCCCACUACACCCCCAACGCCGGCGACCCCACCGUGCUGCGCUACGACGACGUCUGCAAGAUCGAUUUUGGGACCCACAUUAACGGUCGGAUAAUAGACUGUGCCUUCACCGUCACUUUCAAUCCCAAGUAUGACAGGCUGCUGGAGGCCGUGAGGGAUGCGACUAACACUGGCAUCAAGUGCGCAGGGAUUGAUGUGCGUCUGUGUGAUAUCGGUGAGACGAUCCAGGAAGUGAUGGAGUCGUAUGAGGUGGAGAUCGACGGGAAGACGUACCAAGUUAAACCAAUCAGGAAUCUCAACGGCCAUUCUAUUGGCCAGUACAGGAUACACUCAGGCAAGACGGUCCCCAUAGUGAAGGGUGGAGAGGCCACCAGGAUGGAGGAAGGUGAGGUUUAUGCCAUUGAGACCUUCGGCAGUACGGGAAGAGGUGCCGUCCACGACGAUAUGGAGUGCUCACAUUACAUGAAGAACUUCAACGUUGGACACGUGCCAAUAAGGCUUCCCAGGGCUAAACAUCUGCUGAAUGUGAUCAAUGAGAACUUUGGCACCUUGGCGUUCUGCCGCCGCUGGUUGGACCGUCAGGGCGAGAGUAAGUACCUGAUGGCGUUGAAGAAUCUGUGUGACCUUGGCAUCAUAGACCCAUACCCGCCUCUCUGCGACACCAAGGGCAGCUACACCGCCCAGUAUGAGCACACCAUCCUACUCAGGCCCUCCUGCAAGGAGGUAGUGAGCCGCGGAGACGACUACUAAACGCAUGCGCAAAGUUGCAGGGCGAUCCAGGAAGAGCAUGUCAGCUCAGAGACAACAAACCUCGUCGGACCAGGAUCACAAUUAUGCAAUAUUUCUGUGACCUAAAAUCUCCAUAGCUUGAACCCUGACCUUUAUAACAUUGUUUUAGCAACAGCAAGAGACUGCCGUUAUGGCAAUAGCUUACCUGUAUAUUUUUGGUUUUCCAAAGGAUCAAGCCAAUAGAUUAAGGGCAAAUCUUACAAGAAACAUUUAAUCUUGUCAUUUUACUUCUUCCUUGCUGUACUGCUUUUAGAAAAUAUGCAACUAUAGAAAUAUGCAAAAGGUUCAUGCAAAAAAUAUUUUGGCAGAUGCCUCAUCUGAUAAUGCUAUGCUUUGUUGCCUUGUUAAGACCCUGUGAGAAAGAGAGAGAAAAAAACUGCAAUUAAAGUAUUUAUAUUUCUAUAUUUAUUUGCUCUAUUUUAAUUUGAGGCAGUUUUAUAAGAAAUAAAUUGUUAUAAAUCUUACAUUCAUUGCUGUGUCCAUAUUUACAAGGGCAGUACGACUUCUGUUCAUCACCAGUACAUUGCCACAGUCAGACGCUUUAAAAUGAUCACAGGAGUAGUGAAAAUGUACAUUUCUCCUUGUCUACCAGACGGGGGCAGUAUAAAAGCAUGUAGCACAACUGAACGACCGGUCACAUUUGGUUGUUGAGUUGGUUAAGGAACGCGGGGUGACUGAUAGCACGGACUUCCUGUGCGAUGUGACCAUAAAACAAAACAAGACUAAUCCCAGUAGUCUAAACAAUGAGCCCAUUGGUGCGUAGCCUGCGCAGCGUGGAAUCAGUACGCAAGACAACGAGUACAGCGCGGGACACACAGAAACUGGAGUACUGACGUCACGGGGAGCACGAGCGCAUCUCAAACCUCCAAUUAUCCCCUGAACAUGGAAAUCGCAGCCCAUUUCCCUUAGUUUAGUAACGUCUUUGAAUCAAGGACACGGGCGAUGACGCUGAAGCCGAGGAAUGCUUCAUGUCUCCUCGCAGACCCGGUCCCGCUCCUCAGAGACGGCACGCAGGCCUAUUCUUAACCAAGGCCCGGCUCAAAUAUGGCCUGUGGAUUCUGGAUCUGAUACACGGUGACGUCAAUUAAGACCCUGCCUUCUAAUUCUUAUUUAUUUCAGGGGUAACCGGGGUGGCGGGUUUAUGAUAGAAACGAGCACAUGAGUGUGCACUCUCUCUCUCUCUCUUUUAAUCUCCCACAUACACAAACACAAGUACACACUUCUAUGUUUGCGAGGACCCUCACUGACUACAUUCAUUCCCUAGCCCCUAACCAUAACCCUUACAUAACCUCAACUCUAAACCCAAGUCCUAAGCCUAAAAUAGACCCUUGAAGGAGUGAUGGCCAGCCAAAAUGUCCUCACUUUGCAAAAAUAGUCCCCACUGUUAUGGUUAAAACUGGAAAUGGUCCUCACGAGGAGAGAAGUACAAGAACACAUGCCUGCUCAGACACCAACAGCAUCAGGUUCAAGGAGGGCCUAUUCCAGUUUUCUCUCUCUCUCUCUCACACACACACACACACACACACACACACA